AGUUCAGUUGGUCUAGUUGUCAGAACCGGUGUUUCCAUUUUAGAGACAUUUUAGGACUUUGCUGUAAGGUCCAGCUGUUUGCGACAAUGUCCGGGGAGAUUUCUAUGAUCGGUUCGGUGAUCCUGGCCCUGUUUCUGGCUGGGUAUCUGGGUCAGCAGUACUUGCCUCCCCCCAAACCCAAAGUGAUCGGCCUGGACCUGGGCACCACCUUCUGCUCGGUGGGAGUCUUCCUCCCGGGCAGCGGGGAGGUGGAGGUGAUCGAAGAUGAGGAGGGGAGGAAGAGCAUCCCUAGUGCGGUGUCCUUCACUAGCACCGCGGUGCUAGCCGGGUACGAAGCCAUGGAUGUGGCGGACAGCAACCCGCAGAACACCGUAUACGAUGCCAAGAGGUUCAUUGGGAAGAUAUUUGAGCCGGGUCUCCUGGAGCAGGAGAGUGCCAGGUACCCGUUCCAGGUGGCGAACAACAAUGGAAGUGCAGAGUUUGUGAUCUCCACCAACCGCACCUUCACCGUGAGCCCAGAGUUCAUCGGCUCCAGGCUGCUGAUGAGGUUGAAGAAGAUGGCGGAGCGGCAGCUGGGCGCGCCCAUCCAGAAGGCCGUCAUCUCGGUGCCCGCAGAGUUCGACGAGCGACAGAGAAACUACACGGUCCGCGCCGCAAAUCUCGCAGGUUUGGAGAUCUUGCGUGUGAUCAACGAGCCGACGGCUGCAGCCAUGGCCUACGGCCUGCACAAAGUGGAAGUGUUCAAUGUGCUGGUGGUGGACCUGGGGGGAGGGACCCUGGAUGUGUCUCUGCUCAACAAACAGGGAGGCAUGUUUCUCACCAGGGCAAUGGCAGGUAAUAACAAGCUGGGAGGUCAGGACUUCAGCCAGAGGUUGUUCCAGUACACCAGCGAGCGAGUCCGGCAGCAGUUCGGCGUCGCCCCCAUGCUCAAGGAAGACAUCCACCGUCUGCGACAGGCUGUGGAAGCCGCCAAGCUCAACCUCACCCUCCACCCCACCGCCUUAAUCUCUCUUUCCCUCCACCUUCACGCGUACGAUGGCUCUGGGUCCCCCAAGGAUCCUGCUCCUCCUCCAGUUCACUUCCAGGUGGAGGUCAGUCGCAAUCUGUUUGAAGAGCUCAACCAGGACCUCUUCCUGAAGAUCUUGGUCCCAGUGAAGACGGUGCUGGCCGAGGGCCACCUGCAGAAAGAGGACGUGGACGAGAUCGUUCUGGUGGGAGGGUCCACCAGGAUACCGCGCAUCAAGAAGCUGAUCAGCGAGUACUUUGGGAAAGAUCCCAACACGUCGGUGGACCCCGACCUGGCUGUGGUCACGGGCGUGGCCAUCCAGGCUGGCAUCAUGGGAGGCUCCUGGCCGCUGCAGGUGAGCGCCAUAGAAAUCGCCAACAAACACCUUCGCAAGACAAAUUUCAGCUGAUCCUGAAUCAGGAGGAGGGAAGCUGCUGGUUUCCUGUUCCUGUCCACCGCGACGCUCCUGGUGGUUGGAGAGAAACGGCCGACACAAUUCGGCAAGAAGCCAAACGUGCGGCUUCUUGCUUUUGUUUCCUCUCUGACUGAGAAACGUGUCAGUUCCAAACAAAGUGUGUUGAAACACUUUUCCUGUGUAGGUGAUUUAAAAACAUGCUUGCUUUUAUUGCACACUCAGCUUCAGCAGUAACAACCGGUUUUAGAUGUGUUCACUGCUCUGUAGCAGGAGGUAUUAUGAUCAUUCAGGAAGCAGUUUAUUUAAACUUUGAAGACUAGCCAGAACAUUUUUCAUCUAUUUAUUUAUUUAUUCUCAUUGCAUUUCUCUGAGUGUGUGCUCAUGUGUGUUUUCAAUGGACCUCUGCUCUUCCAUCUGCAAGCUGAUACAUGGCGUAUUGGUGCCUUUUCAGAAAGCUGCUAAUCUGUGUGAAAAGCCUCGCUCCAUGUUAGCGCUUCUCAUACCACUGGUUUACUGCAAAUCACUGGAACCUAAAAUAUGAUGGUAUUUAGGUUCAUUUAAAGUUUUUUUCUGCAGAGGGGGCUACUUCCCUCAUAACUCAAGGGUUCCCUAUAAGGUCCAGACUUUUCAGGUAACAAAUGAGGGAUCGUCCCAGAAUGCUUUCUGUUUUAGUCCCAUGGUUUAUUUGCCGCCAAGUAUAAUACAAAAGACAAACUCAAUGCACUUUGAUUCAUACCCGUUGGCUAACUCUUCUUCUUUUGUGCAAUAACACACUGUAAACACAUCAUCUUGGUGUUGGACUGUCUGCUUUGGCGGCUGAAGCUCAGUUCUGACAGUCCAGCAUAGGACCCAAAGUGUUGUUCAUCAGUGCCUUGUUUGUAUAAUGUUGUUAAAUGUGUUUGUUAAAUGCAGAAUGUUUAACAGACAUUUAAGUGAAAUUAUGUCUAAUAUCUGCCUGUGGUUUAAUGCAUCUUUUUAUAAACCAGAUUUGAGCUUUUCUGCUUGUGGAUAAGGUCUCAGCCAUGACCUCAUAAAGGACCCAACAUUCCUGUCAAACAUCACAGCAUUGUAUCUUUUGCCAAACUUAAUUUGUAAAAAAAAAAGCAUAACCUGAAUUCAUGUUGAAUAAGCUUCUAUAUAGAGACUGUAAAGAUCACAUACACCCUUAUAUACAAGAUCUAAGAUCUAUUUUUGUACUGGAAGUUUUCAGGAUCAUACCGAAGUUACUUGAUAAAGAAGGGAAACUGCUGUGAAUUGCCGUUUUUCCACAUUAAAAUAUCAUUCCUCA
Molecule: messenger RNA, 2709 nt
Organism: Poeciliopsis prolifica (blackstripe livebearer)
Lineage: Eukaryota; Metazoa; Chordata; Actinopteri; Cyprinodontiformes; Poeciliidae
Gene: hspa13
Product: heat shock protein 70 family, member 13
Exons: 5
Coding region: 87-1415 (442 amino acids)
Biological process (GO): cellular response to unfolded protein; protein refolding; vesicle-mediated transport
Cellular component (GO): cytoplasm; cytosol; nucleus
Molecular function (GO): misfolded protein binding; heat shock protein binding; ATP binding
Source: RefSeq, a predicted model, not a curated record